This is a messenger RNA of Lymnaea stagnalis (great pond snail), 13809 nucleotides long. Lineage: Eukaryota; Metazoa; Mollusca; Gastropoda; Lymnaeidae. The record is from the annotation of a GenBank genome assembly.
GUUUAUUUCCUGUUAGCGACACGAAACUUGACAGACUUCACAUCUAUAAAUCAUGGUCCCCAGUUGAAAUUAAGAUCCCUAUAGUUAUAAUAAUUCAAUGGUAUAUAAAAUGUGGGCGAAUUUUAAUCAUAUAUAAUUUUAUUGUAAAAGUUCUUAACUAUGUAUGUCAUGGAGGUCUUGCCGCUGACUGAGACUGAAAGUGCAGGAAUGUAUAAUUAUAAUUAUAGUACUGAGUACUGUGUAGUCUUCUGUUUACUUGCUCGACCAUGACUAACCUAUCACUAGGGUAUGAGUUGACUUAAUUGUAGAUUAAACGUAAACUGGGUAUACCCACAAACUUAACACUACUACUAUCUAGACUAAUAUUACUAUUAAUGCUACUAUUAAACGUAAGUAACAGCAACCAAAUCUUUUGAGUCUUUCCUCUUUUUUGCGGCUACCAACUAGUUAUAGUAGUAUGCUAACUCUACUCAGCUGAGUACUCUAUCAAACGUAUUUUUAGUAUAUUAAUAUGGGGUACUGUAAAUGUAGGCUACUGAUAGUAUUUUUUAAAAGUUUUAUUUUAACUUUCUUUACUAAAUUAACCUCAAAAAUGUUUUUGAUAUUGGAUAUGACUAAAGAGAAGAUCAUUAGUCAUUAGACCAUCUUUAUAACAAACUUCUCAUCGACAUCCCGUCAUAGCUCAGAGUUAAAGUGAUUUAUUAUUUUUAAACAGUUGUGAUUUACUAUUACACCUUUCAUUACCGCUGGUUUUGGGCAUCAAUUUUUGCUGACUCGGCAAUUAAAAACUUAAAGACGAAACUUUCUGUAUUUGUUCAUUCUCUAUCCGAUUGGCUUAUUAACUUCUCUAUAAAUUAACGAAUAAAGAAAUAUAUAGCAUUGAAAUAUGACGUCGAUGUGGCAUCCUUGGUAUUUUAGAAAAGUUCUUUGUUACGACGACAAUGUGGCUUCCUUGGUAAUUGAAAGUGGGUGAUCGUGAUGUCACGUUGACGUCAGCGGUAAUGAACUGGUUAAAGUAAAUCUAUCUCAGCUUACCAACACCUCAUUCACCAUGUAAAAGUUAAGCACCAGACUCAGACACCAAUCACCAAGCCAAACAGAAAUUGCUUUGACUUUGAUUAAUUUAUUUUCUAGAAUUGAGUUGACUUUAUGUUUUUACUAGGUGGAGGGCGGAGAGACAUAAGAUUUUUUUAGGUAAUAAUGUUCGGCAUGAGUUAAAAAAAAAUAGAAAGAAACAUUAGUCUGAGGUCAUAAACAAGACACAACAAAUCAGUUGUCAGCAUUUGUAGAUUUAGGCCUAAUAAAUUUAACUAUAAAAAAAUGUAAUCAUUAUUUAUUGUUAAUAAUGUUAAUCAUAUUUCUUUUCUUUUUUUAAAUAUCAAAAGAACAAAUUAUAUAGGAGGCUAAAUCAACAAAUCAUAGAAAAAAUGUUGCCAAAUCAACUGUUUUUAAUUUAUUUUAUUUAUAGAGUAUAUCAAUUUGUAUGGCGCUGGUAUAGUGCUGCAGUUAUGCUGUAACUGUAGCCUACAGUCAAUUACCUGGGACCCUGGUUAGUAACUUACAUAAUUUUGAGAAUGUCAUUAUCCUCAUCACUUUCUUAUAUCUGUUAUCUGUUGUGUUUCUAUGCAAGUUUAUUCCAAAGCCUUAAAUUCUUGAUUUUAAUUUGGAAGAUUGUAGUCUAUCAUCUAUGUAACCAACCAAUAAGCAAAUUUGUCAUUAGCUGGUGUGGUAUCCCAAUUCCAUAACAUAAUACUAUCUAUUUCAUUGAUUUAUUAUUGCCCUUGGAUUAAUGUCCCAAAUCCAUUGCUGCCACAAUAUAUAUAAGAAUGAGCUAUACUGACGUAACUCCAAAGAGCAGAGAAGAUUUAAGUACGUUCGGAUUCCUAAAAACAAUCAUACUUAUUUUCUAUUAUUUUACGGAAAUCAAAUAAAUUUAAAUGUGCAAAAAAUAUUUUAAAUCUGCUUUUAUUUUAUUAAAAGUUAUAGUUAUAUUAUUAUAAAUUAAAAAUACAUGUAAAAAGUAUCAACUAAGGAAUUAUUUUAAGCAUUUUAUAAGUGUCUGAAAGUUAUGAAAAAAUAACAAAAUCGUGAUCAAAGAAUUACACCAUAAUCACAUUUAUCGGGUAACCCAAGCAUCAGUCGUUUUUAGUGCGUCUUUUAGUAUGUUGUUAAUAUUGCGAAAUAUUACAUAUUUUGUUAAAAUUAAUUUGUUCUAAAUAAUCACGCAAAUGAUGUCAUAUUGCGAAUAGCCUAUUUCACCUAUUUUAGGUUUCUCUAAAUUUAAUAACCUCGCGUGACAAAACUGAUAAUGUGUUUUCCCUUCUUAAAAGUAAAAUUAGUAAAUAAAUUGUUAAUAAAACACACACACAUUUUUGCUUUGUAUAUUUUUACAUUCAAAAAGUUUAGCCGUUUUUUAUUCCAAAAAUAUACCAAAAAUAUACUUUAAUUAAAUUUAUAACGUAAUAAAAACUAACCUUUAAAUAUAAUUCUAGUAAGAAAAUGCGGUUUAAGUCAAUCAGUGCAGUGCAAAUCCAUAGCUAAAUAGCAUUCACUAAUCCACUUAUACCUUAUACAAAUAAGAACGAACCAUAUAAAGUGCAAAAUAUGUUAGUUUGGGUAUGGAAGAGACUACAAUCGGUGGAAGAUUUUCUAAAUUUAUUUAAAUCUGGGUGGGGGAGGGGUUGGUCACUUUGCCCCAGGCAGCACAAGAUACGCCUCAAAAUAAAGGAAUGAAUUUGAUAAAUAAUUAACCUUCUUGGGUACAUUCAUAUCGGAGGUAGGAAAUAGGAUGUGUACAUUUUUACUUGGAUGACAAUAUAUUUAAAUCAUAUGGUAUUACAUUUGUGAAAAAAGAGAUGUUGCAUUCUCUUUUUUACAAAUAUGUGUAUGUUCAUUUUGCCCAAGGCAGCACAAGAUAGUCUCAAAAUAAAGGAAUGAAUUUGAUAAAUGAUUAAUUUUCUUGGGUAAAUACAUUUUGGAGGUAGGAAAUAAGAUGUGUAAAUUCUUACGUGGACGACAACAGAGUUAACUCCUAUGGUAUUACAUUUGUGAAAAAAUAAGAUAUUACAUUCUCUUUUUACAAAUAUUGGUAUGUUCAUUUUGCCCACGGCAAUACAAGAUACGUCCCAAAAUAAAGGAGUUAAUUUGAUUAAUAAUUAACCUUCUUGGGUACCGGUACAUACAUAUCAGAGAUAGGAAAAAAGAUGUGUACAUUUUUACGUGGAUGACAAUAUAUUUAAAUCCUAUGGUAUUACAUUUGUGAAAAAAGAAAUGUUAAAUUCUCUUUUUACAAAUAAACAUAUGUUUACCAAUUAAGAAAAUCAAUGGCGUUAACAAAUCUUGGGUACAUUUAUAUAAGUAUAUUCGUGAAUAUCAAAACCCAAUCAUUUUAAACACUUGAAAAUUAAAUUUUAAGAUGGGUUAAUAUUUUCUUUUUGAAAAAAAUGAAAAUAUAUUUUUGUUGUUACUUUGAAAAAAGUAAAGAGGUGUGUAUUUUUAUGAGAUUAACAAUUUAAUUUUUUUAAAAGACAGUCAAAUCUGAUAUAGGCAUGAAAAACAGUUACGAGAUUCUUCUUAGAUAUAAGAAUUCUUUGUUUUACGAUUUUCUGAUAAUGUAUAAUUUUUUAAAAAAGGCAAAUAUGUGUUUACAUUUUUUAUGAAGAUAUCAAUUAUUUGUUCUAGUGUGGUUUAGCAUAAUCUGCUAUAGUCCAGAUUUUAGUAGAGUUUCUAUCUGUUAUAUGGUUAGGUGAAUGUAAUAAUACAUAACACUUAUAUACUAACUGCAAUUCCAAUGUUAAAAUUUAAAUCUAAAUAUGGAACAUUAUUAACUUUUCACAUUAUAAAUAUACUUUUCAGUACUAGUUUGCUACCACUGCGGCUUACCUAGAAAAGAUGGGGGCUGAGAACAGCGUUUUGGAAGGUUGUCUUUGGGGCGAUGCCAUAGAUUGUCCGCCUAAAUUUCCUUGGCAGUUAUCACCAGUUACAAAGCCAGAUGGGACAGAAGCAACUGUAUUUGAACCAAACAUCCCAGAUGGGAAAGAUUCUGACUUGCUGAAAAAAUGUGCAUUGGUUAGAUAUUUAUAGUUAAUAGCUAAUACAUAUUGACAGAUCAUACUUAUGUGGUGUAAAUCUUUAAUAUAAUCAUUAUCCUGCUUACUAUUCAUGAGAGUGAGAUUAUUUUUGACGGGAAGCCUUAUGAAUUCGAAAGUUUGUUGCAUUAAUCCAGUGGUUCUUAACCUGGGUUCGAUCGAACCCUAGGGGUUUGGUGAGUCAGUCUCAGGGGUUCGGCGGAUGUCCAAAAAAAAUCAGAAAAAAAAUAAUAAUAUUUUCCCUAAUCAGAAGGGUUCGGUGAAUGCGCAUAUGAAACUGGUGGGGUUCAGUAUCUCUUACAAGGUUAAGAACCACUGCAUUAAUCAUUAAAUCUAAUUUAUAUUUUUAUCUCUAACUGUAUUGCUACUUACAAAAUAGAAUAUUUAAAUACUUAUUCAAUAUGCAAUAUUGAUAAUAAAUGAAUUAAAACUAUUCUUUUUUUAUAAACUCCAGUUAUAAACAGUUUUUUUUUAAUUUGAUUGGCAGAUCCUAAAAACUUUAAGGCACCCCAAUAUAGUUCGCUUCAUUGGCUACAGCGAAUCCAGUGAUCGUGUAUGGUUGGCAACUGAAUCUGUUGUGCCUCUUGUCACUGCUGUUCCUGAAAUGUCCCCUGAGGAGUUAUGUGUAGGUCUCUGUGAUAUACUGCACGGAUUAGAUUUCUUGCAUUCUAAGGUACACUGGCUUGUGCUCUGUCCAUUUUACAGUUUUGAAGUCACCCAAUAAGAGGAGAGAUUAUAGAAUUUUUAGGAUAAGACCUACUAUUAUACCCUAAAAGUUCAAUUUGGCAUUUUUAAAUUUGUUUUAAUUAUUUGGUUUCAGUCUUUUGAAAAAUGACUUAAGUGUUAAGUUUAUUAUAAUAUCAUUUGAACAACUAUUAUAGUUAUAAAAAAACUGGAAGAAAUCUGAUGAUCAAGGUCAGUAAAGAAAACACAUUUAUUUUUUACAAUUUGUUAAGGAAUAAAAGAUAGAAAAAGAUUUGAAAGACAAAACAAAUGAUGCAGAAUUCAAAUCGUAUUAAGCGUUUAAAUAUUUUUAAUGGCGAAUUUAACUUAAUGUGUGUGCUGUUAACCUAUUUUUUUUAAAUACUGUGUUUGUUUAUUGAUCAGCUGGGUAUGAACCACAACAAUCUGUGCUUGUCCUCCAUUUAUGUCAGUCCUGAUGGCACAUGGAAGUUGGGGGGACUGGAGCAUGCCUGCAAGUUUACUGAUGCAACUCAAGAGUACCUUGAGAAAUGUCGAGCAUUUCGACAUGAGGAUUCUCUUUCUCCUGAAGAGAAGGUAACUUUAAAGAGACCUGCAAGCCAAAACAUAUUUCCAAUUUAUUUCAGAGAGUUGCGGAUUUUUUUUUUUUUACAGUAAUAGUUAUAAUCAUGUUCUAUAGUUGUUUCAAUUUAUAAGAGAAUGAUAUAAAUUCUUUGUAAUUGCAUGCUAAUGUUGUUUUUUUUAAUUUUAAAAUUAAUAUGAGAAGAUAAGUAAGUAUUGUGUAAAUAAUCAAAAAUGAUAAGAUACAAAAUCAACAUCAAACGUUAUUUAUUUACCUAAGAUAAGAACUUUUUCCUUAACUGAAGUUACCAUUGAAAGGUCUUUUAUUAUUCCAUUCCCAGACUGGCAAUGUCAGAAUAGAUGGAGCUUUGGGCCAUGCCAGAGAUAUAUUUGCCUUUGGAGCUUUAGUAGAUUCAUUGCUAGAUCUGGUGAAAGAAAAAAGUAUGUACAGUUGGUUAUAAUAAUUUUAUUUGCAUUUAUUGUACCAUAUAUAUUAUUUUAAAUUACAUCCACAUUGAUUCAGUCUGAUAAGACGUGGCAAUGGUUACCUCAUGGUACUGUAAGACACACACUUCUGCUGACUAUGGAGGUCAGCACGAGUCAGUCUUGUCGGAUUGGCUGCCUGAGAACAUGAUUAUUAUGCAAGUUCAGCUACCGUGAUGAACGGUUGUAUUUUGCACAUGACAUUAAGCAAUUAUGUAAGCGUCAAUAAAGUUAUUCCAAGUAAAGAUAUUCCAAGUAGUUUUGACUUGGUUCUUUGAGUACAGUGUAAGUGAACGGAACACCAAAAGGAUUCUUCAUGCACAAGGACGCCUGAAACAACUUCACUACAGUGUCUAAAUUUUGAAUGAAGUACUUUUUUUCCAAACGCAUUUUGUAAAGGCAUUAAUUUUUUUUUUAUUUGAUAAUGCCAUAGGAUAGAAAUGUCCUCAGGUUUGUUUUACCUCAGCUCAUUGUUAAUGAAUUUCUCAAGUAAAAAGUAAUUUUUUGCCGUUCCCAACCAGAUGAUAUAAUUAAGACAUUAGACCAGCAGAUGUCAGUUUGUUCUAGUGCUGAUCCUGCCUCAAGACCAAAAGUCACAACUCUGCUUGGGAUGACUGCACUGAAGUAAGAUCUUUUGAUUCAUAGAUUGUAAAUGGUGGAUUAACUUGUUGUCUGUAUUACUUUAUAUGAUUUUUUUUGUUAUUCAAUGGUAGUUUUAAAAAAGUCAUAUGCCAUAUUUCUGUGUGGAAAAAAAAUAUUCCAGGAAGCAAAAUACUUGCAUCAGUGAUUACCAUAUUUUCCCAUAUAUAAGAUGCGUCUUAUACAAAGUUUUACAUACCCCGCACCCAGGUGCAUCUUAUGUAUGGGUGUGUCUUAUAAUAAGGUGACAGGUUGGAGGCGGUCCAGCGACGAGCAGCACGCUUUGUCCUAAACCGCUACAGGAAUACCUCAAGUGUUGGCAGCAUGCUAGAAACACUAGGCUGGUCACCAUUGGAGAAACGACGACGACAAUCCAGGCUCUCCAUGAUGUACAAGAUAAAUAAUGGGCUGGUCCACUGUUCCAGUAUUAAACAGAAACUCGUACCUCUCCCCCAUAGACAGCGACGAGGCAAAUCAGGGACUGGAACAAUCUUUCAAAAGGAACGGUUGAGGCGACAACACUAGACACAUUUGUGUCUAUUGCCUCAAGCCUUCAAACCCCUAGUGCAUGAUUCCCUCACAAAGUGGCACUGGAAAUCUGUGAAAUUUCCUCAUCAACACCAGGAACAGAAACAUUGCAAAUCCCAUCUACAUGCAUAGGAGCCAAAAUGAUCAAAAAAUUGAUCGUGGGCCCUUAAGAUAUAGAAGAAGAAGAAGGUGUCUUAUAGUUAUAUGCGGGGAAAUAAUGUACAUCUGGCGUUUAUUGUUUCAAGAAUCUAGAUAUAGGUACUCAACCCAUCCGCUAUUUGGCCCGGCAGCAGAUAAGAAUAAACAAUAAUCAUUGAGGUCCUGCCUCAAACAAUUCUUUGAUCUACUGGUAAACUAAAAAUGGUAAUGAAGACUUGUUUACAUCCAACAUUGGACAAAUUUUCAUUUAUGAUGAAGGAAAGGAAACCACUGAAUAUAAAUUGCUCAGUGUGGCAGAUGGCUUGGCAGCUUGGGACUUCUGUAAUUUUUAUGUACACAAAUCGCCAACACCUGGAUCUUAUAUACAGGUGCAGCUCAUAUAUGGGUGCCUCUUAAGUAAAAUAUUUUUUUACACAAAUCAUCAAAACCUGCGCCUUAUAUACGGGUGAGUCCUAUAUGAACGAAAAUACAGUAAUUAUUUUUAAAUUUGACUUAAGAUUAUAAACUUUCAAAAAGAUCAGGGGCUUUAUGAAUUGCUUUGAUCAUAAAAUUAUUGUUUAUUUCAAUCCACCCAGGCUUUCCUAAUCUAAUAAUUGUUUUAUCAUUCACAGAUCAGAUCUACUUGAAAUACUCAGUUACCUCAAGAACAUAGCUAUCAAAUCUGAUACAGAGAAAAGGGAGUUUUUUAGGUACUUUAUUGUGUCCCUGUAUAGAUCUUGGUCCUCCUGACAAUCCAGCAUGAUUUUCAAACAUGAUUUUUGAUCUGAUAUUUUAGUUCACAUAAUAUAUUUAACCAUUUAUUUCACUUGAAAUAUUUGUUUUGUAAUGUGAAUGUCUACUUCUUGGUCACUGCAGUCACCUUGUAGAGAGGCUACGUAAGAUACCUGAGACAGUCUUGGCAAGAAGGCUUGUUGUUCCACUUCUGGCUAGAUUUGUCCUGCUGAAUGAGUGGGCUGAUAAACUUGUGUUGCCAUACUUACUGAGGCCAAAGAGGGGUAAGUUACUUAAUGCAAAGCUUUAAAAAAAAAAAAAUUCAAGUUAUGGAUUUAUAAUGAUUUUCUUCAAGAACACUGUUGACAACAGUUAUUUAUUUUUUAAAAAAUAUUUUAGACAUUUUUUUAAAAAGUAUCAUCAUUGUAUAAGUACCCAUGACCUAAUACUUGUUGAUGGAUUAUUUCAAGUCAACAGUUUGACAUAGAAUUUAUCUUCCUUUUGAUUUAUAAUUAAAACAUUGUGCAUCCAGAUUCUACAGGAACAAAUUCUUCAGCAAUCCAGGGCCUUUUAGAUGAGUCACUCUACAAACAGUACGUCAUCAAUCAUUUGUUCAACAUUUUCCAUGUUCAUGACAGCCACAUACGUUUGGUUCUUCUAGAGCAUUUCUCACAUUACGUGCAAUUAUUCACAAGGGCACAGCUGGAGGAUGACAUAUUUAUUCAGGUGGAGAAAAAAACUUAAUUUGUUAUGUUUUAAUUGACACACCAUUAGUUUGUUAUGUUUUAAUUGACACAUCAUCAGUUUGUUAUUUUUUAAUUGGCACACCAUUAGUUUUUUUUAUGUUUUAAUUGACACAUCAUCAGUUUGUUAUGUUUUAAUUGACACACCAUCAGUUUGUUAUGUUUUAAUUGACACAUCAUCAGUUUGUUAUUUUUUAAUUGGCACACCAUUAGUUUUUUUUAUGUUUUAAUUGACACACCAUCAAUUUGUUAUGUUUUAAUUUGCACACCAUCAGUUUUUUUAUGUUUUAAUUGACACACCAUCAAUUUGUUAUGUUUUAAUUUGCACACCAUCAGUUUGUUAUGUUUUAAUUGACACACCAUCAGUUUGUUAUGUUUUAAUUGACACACCAUCAGUUUGUUAUGUUUUAAUUGACACACCAUCAGUUUGUUAUGUUUUAAUUGACACACCAUCAGUUUGUUAUGUUUUAAUUUGCACACCAUCAGUUUGUUAUGUUUUAAUUUGCACACCAUCAGUUUGUUAUGUUUUAAUUGACACACCAUCAGUUUGUUAUGUUUUAAUUGACACACCAUCAGUUUGUUAUGUUUUAAUUGACACACCAUCAGUUUGUUAUGUUUUAAUUGACACACCAUCAGUUUGUUAUGUUUUAAUUGACACACCAUUAGUUUGUUAUGUUUUAAUUGACACACCAUCUGUUUGUUAUGUUUUAAUUGACACACCAUUAGUUUGUUAUGUUUUAAUUGACACACCAUCAGUUUGUUAUGUUUUAAUUUGCACACCAUCAGUUUGUUAUGUUUUAAUUGACACACCAUCAGUUUGUUAUGUUUUAAUUGACACACCAUCAGUUUGUUAUGUUUUAAUUUGCACACCAUCAGUUUGUUAUGUUUUAAUUGACACACCAUUAGUUUUUUUUAUGUUUUAAUUGACACACCAUCAGUUUGUUAUGUUUUAAUUGACACACCAUCAAUUUGUUAUGUUUUAAUUUGCACACCAUCAGUUUUUUUAUGUUUUAAUUGACACACCAUCAAUUUGUUAUGUUUUAAUUGACACCCCAUCAGUUUGUUAUGUUUUAACUGACACGUUAACACCAUCAGUUUGUUAUGUUUUAAUUGACACACCAUCAGUUUGUUAUGUUUUAAUUGACACAUCAUCAGUUUGUUAUUUUUUAAUUGGCACACCAUUAGUUUUUUUAUGUUUUAAUUGACACACCAUCAAUUUGUUAUGUUUUAAUUGGCACACCAUCAGUUUUUUUAUGUUUUAAUUGACACACCAUCAGUUUUUUUAUGUUUUAAUUGACACCCCAUCAGUUUGUUAUGUUUUAACUGACACGUUAACACCAUCAGUUUGUUAUGUUUUAAUUGGCACACCAUCUGUUUGUUAUGUUUUAAUUGGCACAUGAAGGGAUUUUUAUAAAAGGUGGCCAUUGGCUUGAAGUGAACUGGUGAGAUCAUCGUUACUAAAUUUAAACCAUAAAUGAAAAUGUGAUACAGUUAUCUGAACUUUUUAUUUAUUAAAGCAAAGUCUAUUCUGUUAAAUCAUUUAUUUAUUAAGGCAACUGUCUAUUCUAUUACAUCAUUUGAACCUUUUAUUAAGGCAAAGGCACAAGUUGCCGUUAAUAGCUUUGAGGUAAGAGGCUAUGGUGCAAGUCUCUGGCCGAUGAUUUUAACUACGCAGCCCAGAGAAAGCUGCUGCAAGGCAACCAUUUCAUCCCAGCUACUUUGCAAAUUUGUUGUGUGGUGGAAACCCAAUGUAGGAAACCCUCUUAAAGGGCCUCCAACACUUCCCCGGGAUGGGUGGGGGAAGAUAUUAGGAUGUAAAUCUACCAUCCCGACCCCCUGGGAGAGUCGGCUGAAAAUACUUUCAACUCUGCAUUUUCGGUUGACCGGACAUCCCCAGGCGGGGAAAGCUUCCAUUCGCUAGUCCUUUGAUCGUCUUCAAGUGGGGGUGGGGGUUCCAGGCCAUGGGAGGCUGUGCACACCAGCUGGGAGGCUGCCCCUUACAGCUCUCUAGGUAGCUUCUUCAAUUUUUGGGUAAGGUUUCCUAGCCAUUGUGGAUCCCCCCCACUUCCUACAAGGCGGUAGGUUCUGAUAUUUGGUACGUCCUGUGUAUUUUAUUUCCCCGGUACCCUCCUUAUCUGGUGGGCUUUCCCAUAUCCACCACCGGGGGAGGCGGUUGAUGGUAGAUCAGUAUUUCCGCUCGAGUGACAAAAUUAAACCCUCAUUAAUAUGUUUUAUCCUUCGUGCCACAAAAUCUUUAGUCAUGCAUUAUAUUAACUUAUUUGUCAACUAGAUUCUGCUGGGCGUGAGGGACACAGAUGACAGGAUUGUGGCAGCCAGCCUGAGAGCCCUGGCUGACCUUGUCGCUGUUCUAGGCGGGGACUUUGUCAUCGGGGGAAGUAGAAAGUCAUUUUUUUUCCAUGGGUUACCUAAGGUUGGUCAUUUAUCCUGUAAGUCUGGUAACAAUAUUAUUCUCAUAAUUGAAAGUUAACCUUGAAAAACAUAGUUUCUCUUUCUUAUUGCUUUUUUAAAAUUAUAAUUUUAUCCUUCCCCUUGUGUUAGUUUGGUGUUAGGUAAACUGGUUAGGUCAAGUGAAAUUAAGUCCUAGAAGAAAUUUUCAAUAAAUAUGGAUCAGUCAUAGGCACUAAUUUAAAGAAAAGACAUAUUGGUGAAAAUUCUAUAACUACUCUCUUUCAGUUGCUCAUUCUCAGUAACUUUCUAACAUUGGCAGGGUAUUGCCUCUGAAUACUUAAAACUGCUUUUUAAUCUUCAUUUUUACUUUUGCGAGAGUCGAUUUAGGUACAAAGAAACAACAACAACAAAAAACAAUUUUUAUUAAAAAUGUCCUGUAUAGAAAAAUUGAAUGAGAAAAUAAGAAAAUUGUAGAACAAUGUUGGUUCACUUGAUAAGAGAACACUAAAUUGUCCCCGCCACUGACAGAGUACAAGGAGUAGGGUUACUAGACACACUCAGGCCUCUGCUGCUCCCCCCACACUCUAUUUUUGUUCAUUAAAACAUUAUUUUCCUAGCAGUUUGUCUUCUUUCCUUUUCUACUCAUUCUUGAAAUUAUAUUAAUAAUAAAUUAUUUUAUGCGGGCUAAUGUCCUAUCUUUUCUCUCAAAUGAAUGUUAGAAUAAUAAUAUCUUAAUUAAUAUUCUAUAAUCAUAAGUUUAUCUCACUACACAAGGGCAUCAUCAGUUUUUGUUUAAAACCCUUGUUAGAAGAUGUGAACAUUUUUCUUCAGAAAAUAACAGCACAAGACAUGGUUAAGAUGGAGAUACCCCAGAACAUGUCCUCAGCACUGUCUCAUCACAAACCUCUGUUAAAAGAUCUAGCCUAUGGGAGGUAACUAAGAUUAAGUUAGAUUUUUAGAUUCUUGAACCAGGACGAAGCUUAAAUAGGGUGAACGGGCUUGUCGUCUCAGCUGUUUUCAGUUUACAAGAGGUAGAUCUUAUUUAAAUUUUUUAAAAAAUUUUGGGAUCAAUUCAGCUUUCUAAGUUUUUCUAUUGAAUGUGUUUUUCAAAAUAGGUUAAAACUUAUUUGUAUUAUUCAGCAGAACUUUACCUGCAGGAAAGGACUCGCUGUCUGUUGAAAAAGAGAGGAGGAUGAAAGAAAAAGAGCAACGAAGAGAGGAGGCAAAGUUAAAGAGGGAGGAAAGGAAGAAGAAAUUGAAAGAUAAAACCAAAGAAGUAGCAGAAGGUGAAAAACAGUGCAUUGAAUCUUUAUAUAUAGUUAAAGUUUCUGCUAUUUAGGAUGUAGAAAUGGGCUUUCAGAAUUUUCUCUCGUGUUGCUACAGAUUUAUUAUACAGUCCAUAUAUUGGGCAAUGAAAAAAGAAGUCUUGAGUAAAAAAAAAAAUUGAACUUCUGCAAUAUAGUUUUGGCACCUCUUUAUUUUUCUACACAUUUAGAUGAAGUUAUCUUCAAUACUUGAUCUAAUAUUAUUUAUUUUAUUUUUGGUAUUUGUUUUUUAAAAUAAAUAUAUAAAAUAAAUUGUUUAGUUAUUUAUGUUAACGGCAAUAAAAACAUGCAGAGAUGACAAUAAUUGAUUCAGUAUAGUCGAUGGAAUUAUAGAAAAUGUAAGCAUACUGGAAAAUGUCUGGGGUUUAAAAUCAUUAUUCUAAAAGAAUAGCUUUAAAAAUUUUGACACAAACCUUACUGUGAAUUGGCAAAGGUCUUGUUUUUUUUUUAAUGCUAAAUCAUCUUUGUAUUGAUUUGUACCUUUCAGACCAACUGACAGCUCCAGGCCUUACCAUUGAAGAAGUAGCCCAUCUUGACCAGGAGGAAAAUUUAUCCACUAAAUCCAAGAAACCUGAGAGUGACAGUGAGAAAAGUGAAGCUGAUCCUCCUGAAGAUAAAAAUGGUUUGAUUGAUGUUGAUGACGUACAAGAGAAAGAUUCUUCAGAGUGGUCCGACUGGGAAGACCCCGAGCGCCGCAUCAGUGCGGAGAUAGAAGCAGAACUUGAGAGCAUGACCAGUAAUACAGAGGGAGAUGCCAAGCUGCAGACAUCUCCCAGUCCUUACAGGAGUCAGUCCCCUCCUUCACCCCCUCCCAUGAAAAUAGACUGGUCGGACGUGCCUGAAGCUGACAGAAUGAUUGACCCCUGGAAUCCCUCAAAAGCUGCCGGGAAAACCAACCAAAAUGGUCCACUGACUCUUUUCAAUAAACCUAGACCAACCAGCGGGUCUGAGGUGAAGGCUGAAAAAAAUGGAGAUACGGCGAAGGCAGAUUCGGAAGAUUGGGGCAGUGAGACAUGGGAAGUAGAUGUCAGCUCUAAAACUUUAACUUCACCACUGCCCCAUACAGGCCUGCAACAACCAGUGCCCUCAAAAGGUAAUAGUCUGAAACUCACAACAACUUCAACGGCUGUGAAAGCCCAGGUGAAAAAACCUGACCCCAAAAAAGUCAGUGACGACCUGGGGAUGGGCCUGGACAUCAAGAGUAUAGAAAUAAAAGCCAAGCCGCUGAGCCCAGAGCUGGAUUUUUUUGCAGACAUGGCACCAAGUAUAUCUCAAUCAAAAUCUAAAGACUUUUUAGAUUUGUUGGAACAGGAGAGUAGCCGGCAGGCGUUGUCAGCAACAGCCCCAAGUGUCGGUGGUGACACCAGUGGAAAGGAAAUUCUCAAUGGGAAAAUCAGUGAAAAGGAUUCCGACGCCAAGAAAAAUAACACACUGUUUGCUGUGAUGCCUGCUACAGAAGAU